GUUAUUUGUACCAAGCUGGUCAUGGUCUUGCCUGCAUGGUUGCUGUAUCUUCAUCUUUAUUAAUUGUCAGGAGUUGGAAAUGGUAUCUGAGCUGGAAAGGGUCGGGGCUAAAUGAGAUUGUUUGAGGAUUGUGAGCUAGACAGGUGUUGCCAGUUUGACCAUCUCCAAGCCAGCGUGAAACCAGCUGGAACUUCCACCAGGGAACAGUUCUAGUCUGUGAAUAGGAUGAGUUCAUAAUCUUAGCUAUUAUCUUAGCUGGCAAUGCAUUUCUUUGUGUGGGAAAAAUGUGAUUGUCAUCAGUUCUGUUUAUGUCUCUGAAAUGAUAAUAUAUUUGUGUUUUUUCACCAUCCGUGACAUCCCCGACGCUGCUCAUCACAACCAAAAGCUGCCAUUGGCUGUCCAUAUUCGGCUAGCAACAAAAGAUCCAGAAAAAAGACCUGAGUAAUUAAUGAGCGCUGGAACUCCUGCUGGUCCUGAAAGCAAAUAGUGGCCGGAACUCAAUAGACAAACCAGGAAGUGGUGUGUGCUAAGUCCUCUCGUACGGUGCUGUUUUGGAGGGAGUACGGUCUAUGGAGUAGAUGCAUGUCUGGGAAGAGGACACAAAAUGUCAACCGCGGAGGAAAAAGACACUGCACAGGGGGACUGCGUGGAUGCCAAGCCGGAUAACAGCAAAGGUGACCAGAGUGACGGGUUGUUCCUGAAAUUGAAUGGCAGUUUCUUGAAAAGGCUUCAGGGGGCCCAUGCAGGUUCCCAGCCCGUGCAGGUGGACGCCAAGCCUCAGUCGCACAGUUUCAGGUACAGCCUGGACUACCCCAGCAUCGGACAGUGCAUCAUCAUCAACAACAAGAACUUCGACAGGUCCACAGGAAUGAACGCCCGUAAUGGCACGGACGUAGACGCUGGGAACAUGAUGAAAGCUUUCGGGAAGCUGGGAUACAAAGUGAAAGUUUACAAUGACCAGACCGUGAACCAGAUUAAGCAGGUGUUGCACGCAGCCUCUCAGGACGACCACAGCAGGUCAGCCUCGUUCGUGUGUGUGCUGCUUAGCCACGGGGAUGAGGGGAUCUUCUUCGGGACAGACGGCUUUGUGGAGCUUAAGACCCUGACCGGCUUCUUCAGGGGGGACCGCUGCACCUCGCUGGUGGGGAAGCCCAAACUCUUCUUCAUCCAGGCGUGCCGGGGGACAGAGCUGGAUGGGGGUGUCGAGCAGGACAGCACGGCGGAUGGGUCUACAGAGAGGAUCCCGGUGGAGGCAGACUUCCUGUACGCCUACUCCACCGCUCCAGGGUAUUACUCCUGGAGGAACACGGCCACCGGCUCCUGGUUCAUCCAGUCCCUGUGCGAGAUGAUGGCCCGCUACAGCCACGAGCUGGAGGUCAUGCAGAUCCUGACGCGCGUCAACCACAAGGUGGCGCUGAACUUCGAGUCCAGCUCCAACCUCCCGGGCUUCGACUGCAAGAAGCAGAUCCCGUGCAUCGUCUCCAUGCUGACCAAAGAGAUGUACUUCUACUAACCGUGUUUUUACUGUUCGUUUAUAACGGAGAGAGAAGGCCAGCUGUGCUGUAGUUUGCUCAUUUUUGGACUGCUGUAAAAAAAAAAAAAAAAAAAAAAAUUUUAUUUUCAUGGUCGUGAAUGCAUGAAUGAAUUGUGUUAGCUGUGUCUUAUCUUCUGCUGGAAAACCACUUCACGCACCAAGUGUGCAUACUUUGUGUUGUAGUAAGUUGCAUUGUAGCUAUCAGUCAGUACCUAUAUAAGCAGAACCUUUUUAUUCUCCAGCACACUUUAGGACCGUGUGGAGUAGGGAGAAACACAAUGGAGUUUUUUUGUUUGUUUUUUUUUUUUUUUUUACACACACACCAACCACUUGUUUGCACUACAAGGGAAACUUUAAUGCUGUCAUAUAGCGAUGUAGCAGGAAGCCUUGCAGGGUUCACUAAGGGAUUCCGUUAUCAUGCAGGACCUGGGAGGGGCUACGCUCUUGUGUUUUCGCACUGUAAUGCUUGCGCUCAGUAUCUAUUACAGCCGUUAUAGCACUGGCACCAAUACGCUCAUCAUAAAAUAUUUAAAUGUGAAUCACCAUUAAGGUUCCCAGCAUUAAAAUCUGCUUUGGACAAAUGCUAUGGCAUGUGUCUAGUAAUGAGAGCAGUGGUGCGAAAUGGAAUGGAACCAACAGGGUGCUGUGAGAGAUUUUAAUUGGUGGAACAAGGCGAUGAGGAGGUGCGGCCUCUUUAAAAGAGCUAGCCAUUUGGUUUUGGCUUGGCUUUGUAUGCAGUUUUUCCUAGUUUAAAAAAAAAAAAAAAAAAAAUCUUGCGGCCUUGAUUAAUGCAGUGUAAUUAUUUUUUCCUGAAGUUGAGCGUCUGGCGAUGUCGGCCAGCGUGCCGUUUACUAAGAGAGGGGCGUUUUGCACCACUAGAUGUGUUUCUCAGGGACUGAGGCAGUUGGUCGUCCUGGCAGUCGGUCAGUCAUUCAGGAUUCGCUGUUUAAGCACUAAGCUAAAGGCAUGGAUUGUGCUGUUGAGUAUGGGUAAGCCACAGCGUGUCUACUUGGACCCCCGGUUUUUUACCGCCAGUUAGUUCAGUCUAAACGGUAUUUAUUGAGCUCUUGAGUCCCCUCUGCUCUGGGAAUGGGUGGGAGAAGAUCUGUGCUUUUCCACACGCGAAGAAUUGACAAGGCUUCGAGGACCGCUACUGAAUUUUUGUCAGGCAAUUAAAAAUAUUUCACAGCAGCUCACUCUGACUGGUUCAGGGUGGAGAGUCUCUGUCUGAUGUCACAGACCCUCCCCCUUUUUUGCUCAGUUGUCUGAAGUUUUCCUUCCUUCCACCACUUGCACAAACCGCACGUGUUCGUGUUCAUGGUCGUGAAACCGCAGGAAGCGCUUCCUGUGAAUGUGCCUUUUGGUCGCCGGCAGGUACCAUCGAGUUCAGAGAGAAUCGGAACAAUCAAAAAACAGUGGUGCGUGGGUCUUGUUUGUGUGGGGAUGGGGAUUGGAAGGGGGAUGGGGGAGUGUUUAAACCUCUGAGGAGAUGGACUAAUUUUGGCUUUGCAAGUUAUUGUAGGCUCUGAACAUUCUAGAAUCUAGAUCCGAGCGUUGUGUUAAAGUUUUGAGCUUAUCGAUUGCAUGGAUGUCUGCGUUGUGAUAUAAUUCAGCUAUAUCCAGGGCUAAGAUCUUUUGGUGCCAGUUUGUCAGACAUUAUCUUGUGGAGUCUCUUUUCCAAGAACUGACCUAGGAUUUUUUUUCUGUUAACCACAACUGCUGAAAUUCUUAACACAACAGAACAACUUUUUCUACAAUUUUACAAAUUUUUACCUGGGAGGACAAUCUUACAAACAUUUUUUCUACUUUUCACACAUAAUUAUUGAAUAUGCUGUUUUUAAAAUUGGAUUGCACAAAAUUUUCAGGGAACAAUAUUUCAUGAACAUAUUUUUUUAGGAAAUUGAAUCCUGUUUUCUUGUGUUUUUUUUUAUUCAUCAUGCACAGUGAGCCACAGUUUGUAUCUCCAAACUCACACCAAAGGGAGCAAUAAAACCAAUAAAGGUUUUUUUUUAUAAGUUAAUGUGUGUAUCCCAGUUAAGUAAUAUCCUAAAAAGAAUAAAAGCAGUCUAAAUGUCUGUUCUGAAAGA
Molecule: messenger RNA, 3621 nt
Organism: Anguilla rostrata (American eel)
Lineage: Eukaryota; Metazoa; Chordata; Actinopteri; Anguilliformes; Anguillidae
Gene: casp3a
Product: caspase 3, apoptosis-related cysteine peptidase a
Exons: 10
Coding region: 605-1513 (302 amino acids)
Biological process (GO): keratinocyte differentiation; proteolysis; erythrocyte differentiation
Cellular component (GO): cytoplasm
Source: RefSeq, a predicted model, not a curated record